CUGUUCUAGUUACUCUUCGUUCCUUUUGCGUUCAAUACUCAGAGUGUCCUUCGUUCCCCAGUUAUGGAAAAUUUCGCGAUUUCCAGAAUGUUGGGCAGGAACUCGCUAAGGUUGAGACAUGGUGCAGCUGCCUCUCUGAAGCUUCUGCACAAACGUGCGCAGAGCACAGCAGGGAUGUCCUUUGAGGUGACUUCGAUGCAUCAACAACUUCGUGAAACUGCGCGCAAAUUCACAGCUGAGGAGAUCAUUCCGGUCGCUGCUGAGUAUGACAAGACUAUGAAAUAUCCUUGGGACAUUAUCAAGAAAGCUCAUGCAUGUGGCCUUCUCAAUACUGAAAUCCCGGAGGCCUAUGGAGGCAUGGGUAUGGAUAUGGUAUCCAACGUCAUUAUCAGCGAAGAAAUCGCCUAUGGAUGCUCUGGAAUCGGUACAGCAAUGCUAGCAAAUGGUUUGGCCGAAACCCCACUGAUUGCCUGCGGUAGCGAAGAGAUUCAAAAGAAAUUUCUCCCUAGAAUGGUCGAAGAACCGUUAGUAGCAGCGUACUGUGUUACGGAAUCAAUCGCUGGUUCUGAUGUUGCUGGAACCAAGACAAGGUGUGAAAAGAAAGGUGACGAGUAUAUCAUAAAUGGAACAAAAAUGUGGAUUACUAAUGCUGGACAUGCUAACUGGUUCUUCGUACUUGCUCGUUCCAAUCCCGACCCCAAAGCCCCCGCUGGAGGAGCAUUCACCGCUUUUGCCGUUGAAGGAGACACUCCUGGAAUUAUAAGAGGAAAGAAGGAAAUCAAUCUUGGGCAACGAUGCUCUGACACUCGUGGUAUAACAUUCGAGGACGUGCGUGUCCCAGCAUGCAAUGUGAUCGGUGCCCCCGGAGAAGGCUUCAAGGUAGCGAUGAGGACUUUUGAUUUGACGCGACCGCUCGUGGCUGCUCUAGCGACAGGACUUUCAGCACGUUGUCUCGACGAAGCCACCAAGUACUCGCUGGAAAGGAAAACAUUCGGAACACCAAUUGCUAACCAUCAAGCCGUACAAUUCAUCCUUGCCGAUAUGGCAGCAAAUGUGGAAUUGGCACGACUUAUGACGUAUAAGAGCGCAUAUGAGGUUGACCAAAAGCGUACGGGUUCCUACUACGCAUCCAUCGCCAAAUUGUUCGCUGCAGACACAGCAAAUUUAGCAGCCACGAACGCUGUGCAGGUGUUCGGUGGAGCAGGUUUCAAUAGCGAGUAUCCUGUCGAGAAAUUGUUGAGGGACGCGAAGAUUUUCCAAAUUUAUGAGGGAACGAGUCAAAUACAACAUCUGGUCAUUGCUCGUAAUCUACUGCAGAGGGUGAAGACCACUGGUGGAUACUAACACAGACUGUCAAGAAAGUUUUCAACUUGUACUUAUCACGAAGUCUUGCCUUUAUGUCUCAACAAAUUCGUAGGCCAAGCUAUUGCAAUUCUACCUCAUGACUUCUACAAGGUUUUAGCGAAAAAAAUUCGGUGCAAUGGGUCAAUUCAAAAUGCAUCGUUUUUUAUCCAUUGGAUCCAGAGUAAAGAAAACAUUGCCCUGAAAUCAAUACUCAAGUAAAGCUGCUUUAGUUGGCCUACAAUUCUAAUUUAAUAAAGAAUAUUUUAUGUGC
This is a messenger RNA of Cylicocyclus nassatus, 1615 nucleotides long. The record is from the annotation of a GenBank genome assembly. Lineage: Eukaryota; Metazoa; Nematoda; Chromadorea; Rhabditida; Strongylidae.